This is a messenger RNA of Adineta ricciae, 3402 nucleotides long. The record is from the annotation of a GenBank genome assembly. Lineage: Eukaryota; Metazoa; Rotifera; Eurotatoria; Adinetida; Adinetidae.
AUGGCAAGCAAUCCCCUCGUGGCAGCUGCACACCAUAUCAAAGAUUCAUUGUCCGAUGCUAUGAAUCGUCUUGGUGUCGGCGGCAAUCAUCAAAAUACCACGACAACAACGAACUCAAAUGAGAAUACAAAUACACGUCAUCUUUCUUUAGAUACGUCGAAUAUCGCGAAAGUUUUAGUUAUUGGCGAAACAGGCAGUGGCAAAUCAACAUUCAUUAACUAUUUAACAAACUAUUUCCGUGGCGGAUCAUUACAAAAUAUCAAAGUGGCCAUUCCAUCAAAAUAUCGUACAGUUAUUACUGAACAAUUUGCUCAUUGUGAGAACAAUGUUCGUGAUACAACACAAUCGAAAACGGAUAUGUGCAACCAAUAUAUUUUUGUCGAUACAGCAAGUCCUGCUCAACGACAAUAUCUCUUCCUUGAUACACCAGGUCUGUCGGACACACGAGGAGCAGAACAAGAUAAUCAGAAUAUGAACAAAAUUAUCGAUGGCGUCGAAUCUCUGGGUGGUCUCUCAGCUGUUAUUAUUGUUGUUAAUGGUACAACAGGUCGUCUUACAUUGAAUCUUCGAAAUGUCAUCGCGCGUCUUCGCGGUAAUCUACCUGAUGUUGUCAUGGAUAAUGUGAUUGUUGUCUUGACGAAUGCCAAACGACAUGAAGCGAACUUCAAUAUCUCGUCGCUUCAGUUACACGGUACAGUUUAUCCGUACUAUAUGCAAAACUCGGCCUUCUCACAGGAUCCCAAUGCAUGGGAUCAAGCAGCACUCGAUGCGUUGCAAUUCGAUUGGGAUGCUUCGAUGGAUGAAUUAAAGCGAAUGAUGGAAACAAUUGACACAUUCAAAACCAAGUCUGUUGGUGCAUUCAAAGAUAUGAAAGAUAUACGCAAUGCGAUCAAAGCACUAAUGCACGAAGCUCGCUUAGAAGUUUCUCAAAUACAAAAAAUGCAAGAUGAAUUGGCAGCAUUUGAACAUGCACUCAAACAAUAUAAAACAGAAGAAGUUACCUACAAAGAUUAUACGCGUGAACGAGUCGUUGAAACAAAAGAAUUAGUUGAUGCUAAAUAUCAUUCAACCGUUUGCCGGAAAUGUGAUCAUGUUUGUCAUGAUAAAUGUGGUCUGCAUGAAACAACUACACAUGGCAAUCGAAUAUUUCAACGAUGUUGGGCAAUGUCGGCGGAAGGUCAGUGUUAUAUCUGUCCAUCACACUGUUUAUAUACUGAACAUUAUCAUGCACGGAAAACAAUGAAAGUGAAACAACAAAAAUUGCAAGAUGUUCUUCAUGAUAUCAAAGCUAAAUAUGAUUCAGCGACAAAAAAUACAAACGAUUUUCAGUCGCGAAUUACUACAACACAAGAAGCGAAGAAAAUGCUGGAACGUGCAUUGCAACAAAAACUCGAAGAAAUCAAACAUAAAUGUGCUGAGCUGAGACGUAUAUGUAGUGGAUUCAAUUUAGCACAAGAAUUGCAUGCAUUGAUUGAUCAAUUGAAAGCCGAAGCAGUAAUGUUAAGAAAUAUCGAAGCGAAACAACAAGCCGAAGACUUCAUUCGUAGCUUAAGCGAAUUUUGUCGACAACUUGAAGCAGAUCAAGUGGCUAAACAAACUCUACCACCCAUGCGUCUUGUUGAUACAUAUACAUCGAAACCAUUUCGAUCCGCAACAACAACGAGCAUCGCAUCAAAUGCCAAUUCAUCUAUAUCACCUUCAACACUGUCAGACAACACACCCAAUUUGAAUACAAGUGUGCUUGAUUUAAUUACAAAGCUGAAUAAACCCAAAAAACCACUACCGACAAUACCUGGCAAAGAUUUUGACGACGAAGAUGAUGAUGAUGAUGACGAUGAAAAUCCUGAUAGUGAUCGUGAUCGUGGCGAUGGUGACGACGAUGAUAAUGAUGAUAGAUAUGCGAGAGAAAGACCAUCAACAUCGUCACGUUCACAUCGGCAUACUAAUCAGAGCAACAAUCACGAUGAUGAAGUUAGCUCCAUACAUGAUCGUCGAAAACGGCGACAACCGUCAGUAUCUAACACUACGAGUAAUAAUAACAAUUCUUUGCAACAACAGUAUGCUUCGUUGACAACCAUGGAUCUCGUUCAACGGUAUAAUGAUUGUAAAGAUACACGAAAAUCAAGUGCAAUUUUGAUUGAACUGAACCGCCGUUCACAAGGUAAAUCAACAGGUCCACUCGUUUCAUCAACUGAUAUCGGAACAUUUGCCCGUUAUACUCAACUCUAUAGUUCACAAGAUGCACCCACAUUAAGUCAUCUAUAUUUACAACUCCAACAACGUAUUUCCAAUAUGACUGAACCUGAUAUACUGAAUAUUGUUCGUGUACCCAAUGAUCUUCUGUUGGAAAUUGCCGCUCUGUACACACUUAUUGCACAAAAAAAUCAACAGCAACAACAACAACAAGGACAGAAUCGUGAUGGGAACUAUGCAAAUGAAGGCUCCUUUGAACGUCCACCAGAUCACGUGUCUUCAACAAUGAUGAUGAUGAAAACGUCUACACCUAUUCCUCAAACACUCAUGGGCUACUACCCUAUACCUGUUGGUCAUCAUCCAGGCGAAGCAACCAUACCUGCCGGUACUCUAUUUAAACCAAUUCAAGCGACGAAUAGUGCUGAUAUAAAUGUCCAAACGAACUCUCCGCAAACAGCAUUUGUUUCAACGCCGACACCAUCGACACCAAUAUCACCUGUGUCUGCGCAAUCAUCAUUGUUACUUACGGGUUCUAAUGGAUUUCAUACUGACAUUGUUAACAAUAAUAGUGCUGCUGUUGCACAAUCCUCAAUAACAUCACCACUACCACCAUUGUUGCCACCAGCUCCACCAUCAUCAACUUUCUCGUUACCAUCCACUUCUACAAUGCCAAUACCGACAACGAUUCCAUCAGAUCGAUCUGCGACCGGCUCACCAUUUACAUUCCUUUCACCACCGUCAACCUGUACAAAUGAUGCCUCUUUUGCAAUAAUAACACCAUCUGCGUCGAGCAAAGACGACUACACCAUGAUCAAUAUAGCGCCAGUAUCGAAUACAGUCAGUGAUGAUGAUACAAUGAACUCAAAUACCUUGGCCAAUGCGACUAUCACGCGUUUAUUAACAUUAUACAACGAUGCAAAAUCAUCGAAUAAGAAUGCUCAAUUGUUUUCUAUUUAUCAAGAGUUAGAACGUCGCUGUACUGGUGCUAAUUGUCACCAAUUAACAAAAGAUUAUCCUGCAGUAUAUGAAACAAAACUAAACGAACAUACACAUAAAACAGUUGCAGAACUGAAACAAGCCUACGAUAAUAUUCAACAACAGAUACGUAUACGAACAAAUAGUGAUGCAACGCACAUCAAUGAUAUACCGAAAGAAUUAAUCAUCGAAUCAACUGCUCUUCUAGCCACUAUCAAACAAAAAGACAUUUAG